GUGCCCGCGGAGAGUCCUCUGAGCGCGGCUGCCGCGGCGCUUCCACAGUGUCUCCGACAGCCCCCGGCGCCGGGACUUGGACCCUCGCCGCCCCUUGCGAGCCGCCGCGGCCUCCACUGCUGCCCGAGUCCCUUCCCUUGCCGAGGCGCCCACACCCGGGAGCGGCCCGGCUCGCCGACAUCUCGGAGGCCGCGUCUGGCGCGCAUCUGGAACCGCCCGGCCGGCCGCGCUGGAUCCCGCGCCCGCCCUGGCCCGGCCGCGCCGGGAGCCCUGCCCGGAGCUGGAGCCGCACCUAGAGCCGCGGGCCCUGGGCCCUGAGCCGCGCGGCCGGCGCAUGGUGAACUCGCUGCUGUUUGGGGAGAUGGCCUUGGCCUUCGGCUGCCCGCCGGGUGGCGGCGGCGGCGGGCCUGGGGGCUGCCCCGCCGGGGGCGGCGGCGGCGGCGGGGCCGGGCCCGGGCCGUCGCCGGUGACGGCGGCGCUGCGGGACGACCUGGGCUCCAACAUCCACCUACUCAAGGGGCUCAACGUGCGCUUCCGCUGCUUCCUGGCCAAGGUGCACGAACUGGAGCGGCGCAACCGGCUGCUGGAGAAGCAGCUGGAGCAGCAGCAGAGCGAGCGCGAUCGGCGGCUGCGCUACAAGACCUUCUCCCGCGAGCAGGCCGUGCAGACCGGGCCGGAUCUACUGAGGCCCCCCGCUCCCGGCGGCGGGCCGGGCAGCGGCGCGGCGGCCGGCGCCAACGCCAACCACGCCGCGGCCCUGGGUGGCCUGCCUCCCGGUGGCGGCUCGCACCCGCAGUACUACGGCCGCCUGCCCGGGACCAUCUGGAGCUACACGCAGGUGCGGCGCACGGGCGGCGGCGGCGUGGAGACCGUGCAGGGCCCCGGAGUGUCGUGGGUGCAUCCCGACGGCGUGGGCGUGCAGAUCGACACCAUCACGCCCGAGAUCCGCGCGCUCUACAACGUGCUCUCCAAGGUGAAGCGCGAGCGCGACGAGUACAAGCGGAGGUGGGAGGAGGAGCUCGCCAAGCGCGUGAACCUGCAGACCAUGGUGGACACGCUGCAGGAGGCAGCGCAGGAGGCGGAAGCCAUCCAGGAGGAGAUGAACGAGAAGAUUGAGCGUCUCAAGGCCGAGCUGGUGGUGUUUAAGGGACUCAUGAGUGACCCCAUGACAGACCUGGACACAAAGAUCCAAGAAAAGGCCAUGAAGGUGGACAUGGACAUCUGCCGCCGGAUCGAUAUCACGGCCAAGCUGUGCGAUGUCGCACAGCAGCGGAACUCGGAAGACGUGUCCAAGAUCUUCCAGGUGGUCCCCAAAAAGAAAGAGCGUAAGGUGGCUUCCGACGACGACAUCUCCGAGCAGGAUGGGGAGGUGAACCGGUUCUCAGAUGACGAGGUCGGCUCCAUGAACAUCACAGACGAGAUGAAGCGCAUGUUUAACCAGCUGCGGGAGACCUUUGACUUCGACGACGACUGUGACAGCCUGACGUGGGAGGAGAAUGAGGACACGCUGCUGCUCUGGGAGGACUUCACCAACUGCAACCCGGGCCUCGACCUGCAGGCCGAGCAAGACGAAAACCUGGGCAACCUGAUCCACGAGACCGAAUCCUUCUUCAAGACGAGAGACAAGGAGUACCAGGAGACGAUCGGCCAGAUUGAGCUGGAGCUGGCCACGGCCAAGAGCGACAUGAACCGCCACCUGCACGAGUACAUGGAGAUGUGCAGCAUGAAGCGGGGCCUGGACGUGCAGAUGGAGACCUGCCGCCGGCUCAUCAAAGGCUCCGCAGACAGGAAUUCACCAUCCCCAAGCUCCGUGGCCAGCAGCGACUCAGGAAGUACAGACGAGAUCCAGGACGACUUUGAGCGGGAGGCGGACGUGGAGCCCAUGGUCAGCUGAUGACUGAGGCACGCCCCCCACCCCCCCAGCCCGUGCCUGGUGGUCUUGGCGAUGGGGCCUCUGCACGCCUCUCCCCACGGGGCCAGGAAGUGGGGCUCCCAGCCCUGACCACGCAGACUUCCUGCGCCCUCCCUUCUCUGGAGGCCCCCAGGGACCGCUGCUUCCUUCCUUCCUUUCUCUGCCCACCACCACCCAGUGCCCCCUCCACCCACCCGAGGAAUGGUGCUGUCGAUUUCUAUCGUUCUCCACGUUACAAAUGCGACUUCUGUCCGAUGAUGCAGUGCUAACUGUGCCUUUUCCCUUCAGCUGAGCCACUUUGAGCUCCAAAGAAUUAUUCCUAGCAGGUGUUUUUAUACAAAACUCUAAAUGAGGGCCGGGGGGCCUCCCCGGGUGUGGUCAAUGCCUUUUUCUACCCUCCCACCUGCUCCUCUGAUUGGCCAUGAGCUCUGCCUUCCCGCCCCUGCUGGAGUUGAACUUGGGAUGGUCCACCUCCCCCCCAGGAAGGCGCUGUCUGCCUUCACCUUUCCAGGCCUGGGUGGGGACUUCCCGAGGGCACGUCAUUUACUGAAGUGGGGAGAAGGCUAGAAGGAGGGAGGGAAGGACAAAUUUUUCUUUUCUUUUUGGAUCGAGUGGCAAAGCAGAGGGAGAAGGCACUGUGGGGGAAGGUGGAGCCUCACUGUGUUUAAACUACUAUGCAAAAAAAACAAAAAACAAAAAAAAGCAGCUUGCCUUAUACCAUUGUGGGAGGCGGGCCCUCUAGCUCCUUGGUUUUCCCCUGGAGCUGGGAAGGAGGCGGAAGCUAGGGUGAUCUCUCUCUCUCUCACAGCCUCUGAGGGUGAGCACUGACUUGGGAGGGGGUUUGGUCAAGGUUGGUAGUGAGGUGGGGGUCCCAAGGACCUCAGCCACCUGACUGCUUGCUUUCUUGGGACUUCUGUGGGCUGGGGAGGUGGGUGGGGGGGUGGGGGUGGGGAAUGUCUUUUAUUGCCCUGAUGUUUUUUUUUUUUUUUUCCCCAGCCAACCAUAAGGGGAUAUAGAUCUGAAAUUUCUCUGUGACAAAGUCUGGAGGGGGCCAGGCCUGGUAGCCACUGCCUCCUCUAGGGAGCUGGGUCAGUACUGCCUGCCAGCAUCUUGGUUCUCCACUGUGCCCCAGCUGCCCACUGUUUGGCCACUGGUGGGCACUGGAAAGGGAAGCGGAGGGAGGCAGCAGGGACUGCUGGCAGAGAGGAAGUGGCCGGAGCGGGAGCUCGCCUGAGAGCCACGCUCAUGGACACGCUCACCUCUGCUGUAAUUCACUGCUUGAUUGAUCCGUUGGAGAGUUAAUCUGAGCCAGUAUCUCUCCAGACUUGAGUGGACCUGAGUCAGAAGGCAUUGUGUGGAGGCCACCCUCAAAUCUCAGCUGGGAGCCCGCAGAGCAGGCUUUACUUUUUUUUUUUUUAGUAUCUUUUUGGACCCGCUACUCACUACUACCAAUCCCCUUGUAUGAUUGGGGAUUUUUGGUUUUGUUGGCUCAGGAGCUCCCCCUGGAGGUCAGAGGAGCAAAAUGUGCCCAAGGACCAGAGCUCCUUACUACCCCACGGCCUGUGUCUGCAGGCAGAGGAGGGGCUCUGAGAUCAGGACUCCCGUCUUUCCUCCCCAGAGGACCAGUGACCUGUAAGGGCCUCCUCUCUCUUCCGUUUCCCCACCUGUUUUGCAGUCUUAAAACCAUUGUAUAUAAUAUUCAUACUAUAUAAAUAUAUAUAUAUAUAUAUAUAUAUGGAGAGAGAGGAGAAUGUUAGUGAUGGUGUGUAAUUUUUAUUUAUGAGAACUUGGUGGCCUUUAUUGUGAGUUUUUUUCUUUUUUUUUUUUUUGCUUUGUUUUGUUUUCGUGGGGGAACCUCCUGCUGGUUCCCUGUCAAAGUCUGGCUGAACGUCUUCCACUCCCAGCAUCUCUUAGCCAGAUAGUCCCUCGUUAGGUACGUGAAGGGACGAGGUUUCGGAGGAGAGAUCACCCACUUCCUCUCCUUCUCACUGACCCUUGUUCUAAAGGUUACAGGGUUCAAACAGAUUAUUAUUGUCGUUAUUGUUAUUGUUGUUUUAUUUUUAUUUUAACCAAAGGUUAUCAGAGCCAGUUGGGCUUGGACCUCAGCUGCUGAAAAGAUUUUCCGUUUCUGGGAGGGUGGGAAACCGGCCCCCCUGCCCCCGGGCCUCCUCUGCCCAGGGUGAGGGAGGCAUUGAGGAGUGCUGUGGGCAGGUGGGCAGAAUGGAAGCCUGCCUCAGGGUGGUGGGAGGGUGACAGUUGAGUUACGACAGUAAGGCAGCAACAGGAGUAUGUAGGGGGUAACUACGGUUACUGCAGUGCCCGCUGUCCAGUGGUGUUAUUUUUCCUUCCCCCCUUGUAUACAUAGGAUAUUUGUCUUUGGGGACUAGGGUACUCUGAAUUUAUCUAGGAAGUAUGGAAGUGGCAGGAGCCAGGGUCAGAUGCUGGCCAGAAAGAUCCGUCCUGCUGGUUUUCAAUAGCUGCUCUCCCUGGGGAGCAAGGAUUUGGGGCUGGUGGAUGGGGGGACAGCAAGAGUGUUAGUGACCUGCCUCGCGGGUGUGGUCCUGGGCUUUGGCCUGGCUGCCUCCCUCCCCACCAAGUUCUUUUUUGAGUUAGUUGCCAGUGGGCCCCGCUUGCCCCCUUUGCCAUGGGCUCACAGCUUGCCAAGAAAGACCCCAACGCUCGCUGGGGCAGCACCAGGGCCAGUUGGGACCAACUGGCCCUUCCUUUGUAAAGAUGUAAAUACUUUAUUUUGGUUUUCUAUUUCUUAGCCCAGUGUCAUAUUGACAUUGGUAUUUCAGAAUUGUUCUCAGAUGGGUUCUCCUGUGCUGCCCUCUUUUGCUCUCCUAUUUUGGGGGGUUUUAUAAAAAGAGAGGAUUGGGGAGGGGCAGGGAGAGUAGCUUCCUUUGGGCUCCCUGAUUGUGGAACACACACACACAUACACACACUUCUGAGCUUCUGAACAGGGAAAAAAAUGAUUGACAAGUCAACACAUUUUGUUUUCUUGUGGCAAUAUGUCUAGAGGUCUCUGACUGGCCUGUCCAUCAUGGACUUAGCUCCGUGGAUGGAGCUCAGAUGACCUGGCGAAUCAAACCACUUUGGCUUGGGAUGGGGGAGAGGGUGUGGGGCAGGGGGUCAUAUAAGGUAUAACUUAAGCUAAAUGUAAUCUAUUUAUAAAGCAAGAGACUCUCAUCUAUUUUUAUGAAAGGAAAGGUUUUUUUAAAAUCUAGGGUAGGCAGUUAUGGUAGCCCAGCAUUUUUCUGUGGACAAGAUGCAUGUUGCUGCUGGAUUUAAUAUAAUCAGUACCCCUCACCUUUUCUCCUCAUCCUCACCACCUGCUCAUCCAUACCCAUGGGUGGCUUCAGCAGCGCAAAGGUCACCCCUCACCCCAUUUCUCUGUCCCUUGAUCCCCCAGCUCCUCCUUGGUCAUUGGAAGGCCAGGGGAUGGGCAUUUGUGGUAGUGGGUGGGCAGCGGGGAAUUCAGAACGGAGUAGGGUGGUGGGAGGGAAAGGGGGUGCUGGGUGGGGGACAAGGUCUGCUUCAGAGGGUGGGCUCUGAUUAGUUGCUCCGACUCUGGUCUGCCAAGAUCCAUUGCCAAGUCAGCUGUAUUUGGGAGAGAGCUGAGAAAUGAGUGGAAGACUUCCAGGCUUGGGGUGGGCUGUGUCUUAGUCUCGGGCAAACCCCUCACCAUUCCUCCUGCCAAGACAUCAAAGCAACGAGGAAAAGGCAACCUCCGCCCAUAGACUCCUUCGUGGACAUUUUCACAUCUACCUUAUUUUUAGCCCCAUCCGGGCAGACUUUCUGUCCUGCAGUCCCAUCCCACCCCACUGUUGCUCUUUGUCUGCCAGCUGGGUUUAGCGUCAAGGGGAAGGGGGGUUUAUACUCACUGAAAGACUACUGACCCUACCGGAAACCAACCUGUUUACUGUAUUGUAAAUAUCAUGCCCUUUAUAUCCUGUAUAUUGGCUUCUUUUAAAUAAAGUGAAAUGUCUUAGAA
Bubalus bubalis (water buffalo) is the source of this 5906-nucleotide messenger RNA. RefSeq names its product intermediate filament family orphan 2 (gene IFFO2). The record is from RefSeq and is a predicted model, not a curated record. NCBI's taxonomy places the organism in Eukaryota, Metazoa, Chordata, Mammalia, Artiodactyla, Bovidae. Bases 335 to 1894 code for a protein of 519 amino acids. The transcript has 9 exons.